AUGAUCUCUCCAAUCAACAUAUCGUUCAUAAUUUUAUUCCUUCCAUCUUACGAAAAAGCCAAUCCAAGAUUCUUUCUAUCAUACCAAUCAAAUGAUUUAUUUUUGAAUGCAGCUCAUCAAGGUAUGAGUCCGAUUUCACAGUCUACCAUGAAUAAUUCGACUGAAAUUCCACCUGAUACGUCUCCUAUGAAGAUUGCCUCGUCGCCAUCCUCUUCUACAAUGUUAUCCAGUCCAAAUCAAAAAUAUCAUCAGUCAAACACGUUGCGUUCUCCUACUAAUUUAUUUGAUUUUCAAACUGUUGCUGAUCGCGCAAACCGUGAUUAUCAAAAUGGAAAUUUUGAACGUGCUGAACAAUAUUGUCUUCAGUUGUAUCAGCAAGAACCCGAUAAUACAAGUUUAUUACUUCUACUUAGCUCGAUUUACUUUCAAAUGCGUCGUUAUGAUCAAUCAAUGGAAUAUAGUUUAUUAGCGACGAAACUUGAUCCACAUCUAGCUGAAGCUCAUUCGAAUCUAGCCAAUGUAUAUAAAGAAAAAGGUCUUCUACAUUUAGCACUUGACCAUUAUGUGAAAGCUCUACAAUUGAAACCAGAUUUUACUGAUGGAUAUAUCAAUUAUGCUGCUGCGCUCAUUGCCAAUUCAGAUAUGGAAGGUGCUGUAAGUGCGUAUCUAACAGCACUGCAAUACAAUCCAGAUUUAUAUGGUGUUCGAAAUGAUCUAGGAAAUCUUUUAAAAGCACUCGGUUAUUUAGAAGAAGCUAAAGAAUGUUAUUUAAAAGUGAUUAAAACUCAGCCGACAUUUGCUGUUGCAUGGAGUAAUUUAGGAUGUAUAUUUAAUUGCCAAGGCGAGGUAUGGUUGGCUAUUCAUCAUUUUGAAAAGGCAGUCGCUCUGGAUCCAAAUUUUCUCGAUGCAUACAUUAAUCUAGGAAAUGUUUUGAAAGAAGCACGAAUAUUCGACCGUGCUGUAACUGCUUAUUUACGAGCACUUACUCUUUCGCCAAAUCAUCCGAUCGUUCAUGGCAAUUUAGCAUGUGUCUAUUACGAACAGAAUCUAAUCGAUUUAGCCAUUGAAACUUAUCGGCGAGCAAUACAAUUGCAGUCAAAUUUCCCGGAUGCUUAUUGUAAUUUAGCAAACGCACUGAAAGUCCAAGGCAAAGUUGCCGAAGCCGAAGAAUGCUACAAAACUGCCCUAAGUCAAUGUCCAACACAUGCUGAUUCUCUGAACAAUCUAGCGAAUAUCCGUCGUGAACAAGGACAAGUUGAUGAAGCAAUUAAUUUAUACA
This is a messenger RNA of Adineta ricciae, 1279 nucleotides long. NCBI's taxonomy places the organism in Eukaryota, Metazoa, Rotifera, Eurotatoria, Adinetida, Adinetidae. The record is from the annotation of a GenBank genome assembly.